Messenger RNA from Mytilus californianus (California mussel), 9280 nucleotides. RefSeq lists its product as uncharacterized. Gene Ontology annotation, molecular function: actin binding; DNA-binding transcription factor activity, RNA polymerase II-specific; RNA polymerase II cis-regulatory region sequence-specific DNA binding. Lineage: Eukaryota; Metazoa; Mollusca; Bivalvia; Mytilida; Mytilidae. Gene Ontology annotation, biological process: regulation of transcription by RNA polymerase II. Gene Ontology annotation, cellular component: nucleus. The transcript has 44 exons. The coding region runs from base 182 to 9280 and encodes 3032 amino acids. The record is from RefSeq and is a predicted model, not a curated record.
UGUAAAUUGGUUGAACGGAAGUCUUAGUUUUCGCAGAAGAUCAAUUGUAGAAGGAAAAUAAGAUUUAGUAACGAUAAAAAAAAAUGAUGGCAGGUAUUUGCCAUGGUAACAGAGCUAUGGAAUGAAAUCUGCAGACAAAGUCAAAAGACAUUUUUAAGAGUCGAAGUUCUUGAAGAAAAAGAUGGAAUCAUGGACAAACUCAAAUUCCCGUCCAUUCAUUUGUGAUGCAUGUGGACAAGGCUUUAAACAUAAUCACCACAUGAAAGAACACAUGAGAAUUCAUACGGGAGAGAAGCCAUUCCAGUGCAAACACUGUUUCAAACGCUUCAGUCACUCCGGUUCAUUCAGUCAACACAAAAAUAAUACUUGUAUAAAGUCAAGAACAAAUGAAUCUGAAGGAGAGAAAGUUCCCCCCAUCACUGCAAGGGAUUUGAAGAAGAUUUACCAGUCCGGACUUAUGAAUCCUUUUACUCCAAAUGGACUAUUUAACAAAGUUCAGUUUGAAGUUAGACUCCAUUUUGAUCGGCACUAUGAAGUUACAGCAGAUAUGUCUGAAAUGACAAAGUCUUCAUUUGAAAUCAUCAAUGAUUCAAAGGAAAAUUUGCAGUUUGUACGAAGAACGGAAAAUGAAACAGAAUCUGAGGAAUAUCAGAUAGUUAUCUCUGAGCUUCCUCAAUCACCAUACUGUCCUCUUAAAUCAUUUAAAAAGUAUAUAGAGGCACUUGAUCCAACCAAUGACUCUCUAUGGCAAGUUCCCAGGAAUUCGGUAAAGAUGGGCGACCUAGUCUGGUACGAUGGGACAGCUGACAUUGAUUCUUUAUUGACUUUUAUGACAGGCCUUAGCCAUAAAUGUAAAUUAUCAAAAGUCUAUUCUAACCGCUCUAUAACAGAAACUAAUGUGGCAAGUGUUAUUGAUACAAUUACCAAAUAUCACUCUACUCCACCGUUAAUGACACGUCUCUCUGUACCGGCAGUACCGAAGCAUGACAUGACGGCUUUAAAGAAAGAAUCAUCUGAAUGCAAAAAAAGAGUAAAAAUCCAUACUGAAAAGUCACAAGAAACAGAAUCUAAUAACAGUUCAGUUUCAAAUAUUAGAAUUACACAUGUGAAGCAGGUAUCGGAAGGAACAUACAAUGGGACAGACAUGAGUUCUGAACUUGUGUGUCCUGAAAUUACACCUGUAAAACUAGAGGUUGCUGGAGCAUGGAACAGCACAGUCUCAAGUCCUAAAAUUACACAUGUAACACCUGAGCUGGCAGGAACAUUGAACAGCUCAGUUACAUAUCCUGAAAUUACACAUGUAAGCCCAGAUCUGGCAAGGACUUUAAACAGUUCAACUGCUAGAGGUCCUCAAAUUAUCCCCGUAAAACUAGAGGUUGCUGAAACAUGGAACAACUCGGUUACACAUCAUCAAAUUACAAAUGUAAGACCAGAUGUGGCUGGAACAGUGAACAACACAUUUACAAGUCCUGAAAUUACAUUUGAAAGGCCAGAUUGGGCAGGGACUUUGAACAGUUCAACUGCUAGAGGUCCUGAAAUUAUUCCCGUAAAACUAGAAGUUGCUGAAACAUGGAACAACUCAGUUACACAAUCUGAAAUUACUCAUGCAAGACCAGAGUUGGCAGGAAUAUGGAACAGCACAGUUACACAUCCUGAAAUUACACAUGUAAGCCCAGAACUGGCAAGACAUUGGAACAGAAUAGGUUUUAGUCCUGAAGUUACACAUGUACAACAACAUGAACCAGAGCUAACAGGGAUUUUUAAUAGCUCAGUUAGAAGUCCUGAAAUCAUAAAUGCAAGACCAGAGCUGACAAAAGCAAGGAACAUUGCAGUUUCCAGUCCGGAAAUUAUGUAUGUACCAUCAAUGCUAGCUGGAGAUGCACAAAUUGUAGAUAGAAUUGUGGAUGGCACUCCUCAUAGUGGGAUGAAAGUAAAUAAAGAUGAAUGCAGUUUGUCCACAGAAUCUAAGGAUAAUUUACCUUUGUAUAGAAAAGUUAUGGAAUUUGUAUCAUCAGAUAAUGUAGCAAAAGGCGUUGGUGUUGAUUCUUCCGAUAUUUGUCACCAGGUGUCUAUAGAAGAGAAGAAAAAUCAACCAAUGAAACCAUCUCAGACCUAUUUCACUAAGAAACAAAUAGAAAUACUUGAAUCACACUUGAUAAAUGGAAGAAAUCCUGACUUUAAAAUCCUGGAUGUAGCUAAGGAAGCAGGAAUCAGCAUACAAGCUGCAGUAAUUUGGUUCCAAAAUGCCAAAGCUAAUGCAAAUAAACAACAAGGGAUGAAGAUAUUAGAUCAACAUAGCUCUGUAUCAGAAAUUGAUGACAUCAGUGGAGACAAAGACAAGAAGGGAACUGAAGCUAAAGUAGGAACGGUGCACCAGUCAGACAAGAAGGGAACUGAAGCUAGAGUAGGAACAGUGAACCAGUCUUUGGAGAAUGAAGAAGUACCAUUACUUAUGGAAGUUGAUGAACUUAUAUCAUCUGAUAGUUUUGAUGAAGAAGAUGAAGUAGAUUCAGAUACAGGUCUUGUUUCACCAGACACAGAUUUCACAGAAAAAACUAGUAAUGGAGGGAAAUCUUUCAGGACACGAAGAAAUUCUAAAACACGUGGUCAACAUGGUCAACGUGGUCAACGUACUUUGUUUAGGGAGAAACAAUUGCAAGCACUCAAAUUUCAUUUCUUAAGGGAUCAAAUGCCUCACACAGACACAUUAAUGGAAAUAGCAAAUUCUAUUGGAAUAAGUGAAAGAGUGGCAAGAGUAUGGUUCCAAAAUGCUAGAGCUAAAAAACGUAGGGAAUUAAAGAUUAAAGAGAAACGGCGAAAUUUUAUAAGACACAGAAAUUCUGAAAUAAAUCCAAAGUUUAAAGGUCAACAGAAUAAAUUACCAAACUUGGAUUGUAGUAAUUCUAGUAUGCACAUGUUUGAAGCAGACAAGGAAGAAAAUAGCAAUCAGUCCGGGUACCAGUUCCAGACCAAGUUAUCUGACAAACCUCAUGACAUGAUGUCAGCGGUUAUUAAGACAGAGCCAGAGGACAUUGGUAAAUCUGAAAAAGACCCAUUGAUAGAAAUCGUAGAUGAUAGCUUACCAUGUUUAAGAAGUGGUGGACAGGAUAUGCUAUAUGACAGCCUACAAAAUGAGGACAAAGGCUAUCAGACUAUGGAAUGUCGUGUUGUUCCAGAACAUAUGAAAGUUGAAGAGUUUAUAUCCUCCGAUCAAUUUGAUCAGAAAGCCCUUCCAUCUCUAAACAAAGAAUCUACUGUUAAACAUGCUGAGAUCAAGGUUACAGAAGAAUUGAUUAUUACUGAUAUCAGAGAGAAAGAGAUUGGAGAUACAGUGGACAGGGAGAUGGAGUCGGUAACAUUAACCAUUCAUACAGCUGAUACAAUGAUAGGUGAAAUUAUAGGCAAGACAAAUAGUAAGGACUUGAAAGAUAAGGAUAAUAUACUUGACUCUUGUGCUGACCUUAUACAUGCAAUUAAAAUAUUAAUGGAGAAAACAAGAGAUUUAGAAAGAGAAAUAGUGGCACAGGGCAGGGCAAAAUCUUCCAAAAAUGAAUUCUAUAAGAACAGUCAUAGAUGGACGGAACGAUUGUUAUCCAUAACUAGAUCUGUUGGCUUAGGUGUCACAGCAUUGAUUGAAGCUGUAGACAAACUAGUAAGUGGAGAGGGGAAUUCUUGGAAGCUUAUUGCCUCUUCUAAGGAGAUAGCACUAUGCACAGCUCAGCUGGUGGUAGCAUUAGAGGUCAAGUUAGAAAGACGAAGUAAAAAACGGGAAUCAUUAUCAGAGGCAUCCAAUAGGGUUAUUCAGAAUGUUGAAAUAAUUGUUGGCUUAGCGCAGGAAUGUUCAAAGGAUUUUGGAGAACAAGAUAUUCCAUUACCAGGGAUUAGUGGCAUAAAUACCAGUAUAAAAGAUAUGACAAGGAAAACACAUUUCAGAACUUAUUUCAAUCCAGAACAAUUAAGAUUAUUGAAGUCUAUUUUCGUUCUUAUAACAUUUCCCAAUACAGAUACAGUGAUAGAGAUAGCAAAACAAACUGGGUUAAGGAAAGAGGUUGUACAAAGUUGGUUCAGAAAUGCCAGAGCUAGAAGUAGGAGGCUAAAUUGGACAAAUGACCAGCAAGUUGAUCAGGAAAACUCUGCUGUAGAUGAAGAAGAACAUUAUAUUGAUGAACACGAUGUUGAUAAGGAAGAAAAUAUUCUGAAUGAGCGAAGUUGUGAUAUAUCUUCUGAUAGUCCCAUUACUAUUACAAAUGAACCCGAUGAAGCAGAAACACGGACCCCAGAGCUAAUUACCGUGUCAACAGAUGACAAAGAUAGUUCUCCAAGCAGUGUGACAAUGUUCAUACAGACUUCACAGUCAGAGACUGGCACAGAUGACACAGUAUCAAGUUCAGAUGCUGUUGUAGAGAUAAAACAUGAAGUGAAAGAUGACGUUAAUAUAAUAAAAAGCCAUCAAUCACCAGAUAACAGUCAGAAGAAUGAAAGUCAACCAACCACAAUGUUUUAUGAUAACCACCUAUAUGAAAUAAUUCCAAAGAAAAAGAAGAAAAGUUACAAAAGAAAGGUCCGUCCACCAUAUACAUAUGCAUCAUUAGUGAGACAGGCUAUUGUAGAAUCUCCAAAGAGACAAAUGUCAACAAGUGACAUAUAUGUAUGGACACUGAAUACAUUCCAACAUUAUAAACAAGAGGCUGACAUUUUAACAAUGAAGAAUAACAUCAGACAUACUCUGACUGCUCACAAUUGUUUUGUGCGACUUCCAAGUGACAGUUCAUCACUAGGAGUAUGGUCUGUUGAUGAUGAAUUGUUUGACAAAAUGAAAAAACCUCAUAGAAGACUGGAUGCAGAUGAAGUUUUUUUAUAUACAAGAACAGAACCAAUAGAAACUUCUGAAUUAAACACUUCUACAAACCAUACCUCAUUUGAACUUGCUGUGAUGAACAGUGGUGUAGAACUAAAUGAACCUUUUGUAUUAAACACUGCUGAAGAACCAACCUUGCUGGAACCUUCUGUAUUAAACACUACUGUUAAACAGACCUCAUUGGAACCAACUAUUUUAAAUGCUUCUAUUGAACCAACCUCGUUGAAACAGUUUAACACUGCCGCAGACCCAAAAACGGAUAUCACCUCCGCUUCACAAAAAGAAAACAACUUGGAACAAAGAAGGUUGGUUGACCUAAUGUCCUGGAAUGAUUCAAUACCAAGUAUGGGAAAGUCACAACAACUUAAGUAUGUAAAGAAUAAGUUUGGCAGAGCAAGUUUGGUCCUUGGAGGUUACCGUUACAGUGCCAAGACCAAACGAAAUAAUAGAAUUUACUGGCGAUGUGCAGUACCAUCCUGUAGAGCAACGGUGAACACACAUGAGGGUCAUUUGGUCAAGGUCGGCACACCACAUGACCAUCCAGCCUACCAGACAGGGUGGUUUAAAAUCAAUGAACCACCAGCACAGUGCCAAGACAGUCAGCCUUGUGAAAUUGAAUCUUUGUCAGAAGAAUUGGAAUCCCCAGGGGGCCAAGAUGAAAGUGUUCUACUUCACUUGGAAUGUGAGGAAGUGUUUUCAUUAGACAGUGAUGACGAGCAAGAUCAAUUGGAACAUACACAUUCGAACUGUGAUGACAACAGCAUUAAUAAUCACAGGAAUAGUACAUCAUCUAUAUCACAUGACAAGAAACAAGAAGUGGGUGUGGACAACUCAAUAUCUAGAUCACUUGACCUUGGCAACUCAACAUCUGGAUUACAUGACCUUGACAACUCAACAUCUGGAUCACAUGACCUUGACAACUCACCAUCAUCCAGAUUAUAUAACAAAAACCUAAAAGGGAAUUUACCAAGACUGGUUACUGACAUGGACAACUCAUCAUCGACAUCACAUGACAUACCACUUGACUUAAAAAACUCAUCACCAUCCAGAUCAUGUGACUUGGACAACUUUGAGUCAUCUGGAUCAAAUGACAAUACUUCAGGGUUACUGGAAUCACAUGGAAUGGAAGAAGAAUUCUACUCUUCAGUGGAAGAGGGACACAUAUUUGCAGUAAGGAAACCAAGAAGAGUUUACAUAAGGAGACCCCCUCAGCCAUUUACAUAUGCCUCUUUGAUACGAAAGGCUAUUGUAGAAUCUCCUUACCAAAACUUAUCUUUAAGUGAAAUCUAUCAAUGGUUACACAAUGCUUAUUCAUAUAAACAGACAGAUGAUAUCACCACAAUGAAGAACAAUGCCAGACAAGUUCUGAGUUUUAAUAAAUGUUUUGUCCGAGUAAUUAACGAAAAGAAUGAAGGAGUAUGGACAGUUGAUGAGAAGGAAUUUGACAAACUUAAAGCACCACAUAGGAGAUUAGUCGGCUGUUUCACUAAAAGAAGCAGUAAAUCUGUAAAGGAUCCCAAAUCAGGGAUUAAGAACACCAAAUGGCAAACAGAGCAGAAUGAACAUCUUUACCAAAAGUCACCAGAAGCUGCUAUAGAUUGUAUAGUUGAUGAGUGUAAGGAUGUAUUAUUUAGAAAAGCUGGGGAACCAGAGCCUGUACAGAAACUACAAAAUCUUAUUUACAACAUUAAAUCACCACCACCAUUUUACGACAGUUUUCUAAGUGAUACAAAGAUUCUACAAGAAGAAUGGGGCCAGGACAAUGAAUGUAACUCUUCAAUUGAAGUUGACGAUUUACAAGCAGCAGAACAUCAUACAGAAGGACAAGGAGAGAGAUUCCCAUCACCUAUAUAUAUGUCCAUAGAGAGUGAUGAUGAGAAAGAUUCUGAUAAAGAUGACCAAACUAUUUUGCAAGAUGUCAGACAGAUGAAUUAUUGGAACCAGCGCAGCAGAAUAAGACGUACCUGCUUUACUGAGAAACAAGUAGAAAUUCUCCAGUCUCACUUCAACAAAAGGAAAUAUCCAGAUUCAUGGACCUUGACAAAACUAGCUCACAAAGUUGGCAUAAACACAAGAGCUGCACGAGUCUGGUUCAAGAAUGCUAGAGCUAAACGGAGAAUGGAUGUAGAUUACUCUAAAAUUGACAAUCACAGAAUUGCUUCAGAACUAUAUGGAAAUGGUAACAGUUUUGGUGAAUCACACCAUGUUGACAAGAGUUUUUGGAUGCCAGAAUCUCAUGUUGUUAUGGGGUCUUCAUUAUCACACAAGAAUCAAAUUGGUACACUGGAAGAUGAGUCCUUAUCAUUAAUAAAUGAAGACUCUGUUAAUUGUGUGAAAGAACCUGACAUGAAAAUAAAGCACAGCAGAACUUCAUCUUACAACCAGGAACCAGUUUUUGAAGUGACGCAUAUCAGAACAUCAGCUGACAGCAAUGAGCCAAUCAUUGAAGUGAAAAAGAUAUGUUCACUUGAGAAACAAGAUGUAUCUGUCAGAAAUUCAUCUCUCAACAAGGAACCAGUCAUUGACCUGACGGAUACCACAUCAUCAUUGCCUAGCAAUCAAGAGUCAUUGUUCCAAAGUGAGCAAUUCAGAAAAUAUGUCAUCAACCAUGAACCAGUCAUUGACUGUAAGGAUACCAGUUCAUCUUUAAUUGGUAAAAGCACAUCUGUCAUUGAUGUGUUACCUUCAAAUAAUUCAUUAAUAAAAGUAGAACCAAUCAAUCACAAGGGUACCAGUUCAUCAAUUAUCAGUCACAAGGGUACCAGUUCAUCAAUUAUCAAUCAGAAGAGUACCAGUACAUCAAUUAUCGAUCAUAAGGGUACCAGUUCAUCAAUUAUUAACCACAAGGGUACCAGUUCAUCAGCUAUCGAUCACAAGGGUAACAGUCCGUCAAUUAUCAAUCACAAGGGUACCAGUUCAUCAACUAUCGAUAACAAGGGUAAUAGCUCAUCAAUUAUUGAUCACAAGGGUAAAAGUACAUCAAUUAUCAAUCAUAAGGGUACCAGUUCAUCAACUAUCGAUCACAAGGGUAACCGAACAUCAACUAUCAAUCACAAGGGUAACAGUACAUCAACUAUCAAUCCCAAGGGUAAUAGCACAUCAAUUAUCAAUCACAAGUCAAUCAUUGAUAUGAAGGAUAUAAGUACAUCACUUAUAAAUUGGAAACUGAUAAGUGAUGAUAUUCUUAUAGAUGACAGUUUAUCAAUAACCAAACAGGAUCUAGGUAUUACUACUUUGUCACUUGAAAGUCAGGACUCGUGUGGUGAAAUAAAGGCUUCCAUUAAAUCCAAGGUCAGACAGAACAUUGUUAGUGAAAAGAAAGAUACUAGUGAACCAGUUAUCACACAGAAACCUGUCAUUGAAAUGGAAGGUACCAGUGUAUCAUUGAUCAGACAGGAACCAAUCUGUGAGGAACGAGGGAACCAUAUUGAAACCUCUGAGGAUAUCAGUGAAUCACCAGUUAAUAUGAAUCAAAUAAGUCCUUCUGAAGUGAGGGUUACUAGAAGUAGGGCAUCAUUAAUCAGUCAGAAACAGGAUGGCAAAAGGCAGGGAAAUAGUGUGUCCAAUCAGAAACAGGAUGACAAAAGGCAGGAAAAUAGUGUGUCCAAUCAGAAACAGGAAGGCAAAAGGCAGGGAAAUAGUGUGUCCAAUCAGAUAACAGAUGUAGUUUCAAAUGUGAAGAGAACCACAAAGGCGCAUAUAUAUACAGAAGAAACAGAUGAAACAUCAGCAUCAGAGACUGAUACAGAAGAAAAAGAAUACUCUGUAGAAAAGGUUGUUGAUUCCAGGAACAAAAAUGGCCAAGUAGAAUAUUUACUGAAAUGGGAGGGAUACCCAGACUCUGACAAUACCUGGGAGCCAGAGGAUAAUAUAGAUUGUCCUGAACUUGUUGCUCAAUUUGAACGCAAGAAGAAAUCUAAAGAGGAACUGAAAAGGAAACUUUCUGACUCAUUCAUGGUAUCACCAGAGAAGAGACAGAAAACGGAAUCUUAUCCAGAAAAUGAAACUGAAGCAAUAAAUGAUGCAGGAACAGACAAACAAGCAGAUGCCAACACUUUGCUAAAGAGACUACCUGAAGUAGGAACCAGUACAACAGGGUAUGAGGUUUUCUUCAGAUUCAGAUUAAAUAACAUUAAUGAAUUGUACCCGAACUGUGAAGACAUUGGUUUGAAUAAGAUUAUAGAAAGCAAGUGGAUAGAACUUAACCAGCAGGAGAGAUAUAUGUAUUAUAUGCUGGCACUUGAAGUUUCCAAGAUGACAUCGGAACAGCAGCUUAAGUAUUUCCAGAACCAGGGUAAAAUAAAUGAGGAGAAUAAAGUGACUGCUUUAAGCAAGACAGAAAUAGAUAUAAUGCAGAAGCACCAAGAAGAAAGUUUGAAAACAAAAAAUGAUACAAUAAGUUCAUUAAUGGAGCAGGGAUAA